AUCCAAGUAUUUUAUAUUUUCUUAGUUGCUAUGUUUUCCAGAUCUUUCUCCACUUCCGCUAGAUUAGCUUUCCACAAUGAUGUCGCCUCUCAAUUCAUGAAGGCUACCAUCCCAAAGCAAAUUCCUCACAAUAUCAAGCAACAAGUGACUAAUGCUACCAAAUGGCAACCAACCCAUGGUCAUUCUUUCAGAUCCUUUGCUGAAUAUAGAUUAAAAGUCUCCAACAACUCUCCAUUAGCCAUCAGAUCUAAGAAUUACAAUGCUACUUUAAGACACGUCUAAACAAUUGAUAGUUAUUCAUGCAUUAUUUUAUUUGGGUUCAUUUAGUUUUGAUUAUUGGGUCUUUAUUUCAAUUCUAUCUUUCGAAAACUAGUUUAUUAGUUUGAUUUUUUGUAUUGCUUGUUUUUUUUUAAGGUUUCUUUCAUGGGAGAGAUAAAGAAUUUCAUUAUACCAUUUUAACAUGGUUUUUCACUUUUUUUUUGCUAGUUGUUAGUUGUAUGUAUAUAGAUUAAAUGUACAAUGAAAACUUU
This is a messenger RNA of Spathaspora passalidarum NRRL Y-27907, 530 nucleotides long. RefSeq lists its product as uncharacterized. Bases 31 to 282 code for a protein of 83 amino acids. The transcript has a single exon. Lineage: Eukaryota; Fungi; Ascomycota; Pichiomycetes; Serinales; Debaryomycetaceae. The record is from RefSeq and is a predicted model, not a curated record.